GAGCACCGAUCGUUGUACGGGACCUCUGUGAGAGGUCCCGAUCAUGUGAUCACUGAUUGGCCAAUCAGUGAUCACAUAAAGAGUAGUAAGCAAGAUCUCACUUCUGACAUCAUUGCUUACUACAUGUGAAAUCUGUGAAUGAUCACAGAGAUCACAUGGUACAAGGCUAUUCACAACAGCCUUGUACCAUGUGACAAGCUGUGACCAAUCACAGCUCACACAGUAGUUCUCAAUGGCUGCAAGAAUGCAGCUAGAGAGAAGGAGAAAGGAUUGCUUUUACAGCCUUUAUGGGUGUAUAAGCAAUCAGUGUAAAAAAA
Messenger RNA from Staurois parvus, 317 nucleotides. The record is from the annotation of a GenBank genome assembly. Lineage: Eukaryota; Metazoa; Chordata; Amphibia; Anura; Ranidae.